GUGUUCAAAGGCUCCAUCGCCCGCAACGUGAAUAAUAAGGAAGGUGUCGAUGCAGAACAUUUAAAAAAUGUGGUCUCUCUCCACCUUCAGAAGAAAGGAAUUAACCAAAUUAUGUCGGAUGCAUUUCAAUCAUUUGGUUCCUUGGCUCAUUUGUACCUUUACGAUAACAAAAUUAUGGAGAUGGCUGGAUUUUCACAACUUCCACAAUUAGAGUCCCUUCACUUAUCGGGAAAUAGGAUUAGACGCAUUGCAGAUUUGAAAAAUUCUUUUAAUUUGAGACAAUUGUACUUGGGUCAAAAUGAAAUUGAGGUUAUUGAAGGUUUGGAGAAUUUAUCAAUGUUGGUGGAAUUGCACAUUGAGCAUCAAAGACUGCCGUCUGAACAAUCCAUCAUUUUUUCUCCAAACUCAUUGGACACUAUUUCGAGAAAGUUGAAAGUUCUUAACACGAGUGGGAAUCAGUUGGAAAGCAUUGAGGAUCUGCUUUGCAUGGAUGUUCUGGAUACUUUGAACCUAUCUCGAAAUAGGUUGACCAACUUGGAGCAUACGAGCCAAGUUUUGAGAACAUUAGGGCAGCUCAGAAUUUUGGAUCUACGAGAAAACCGUAUCUUAAAAAAUCCAAAGUAUAAAGAACAAAUCGUUGGAUUUUGUAGUGGCAUUGAAGUGUUGGAUGAGAAGGAUGUAAACGAUACUCAAAGGAAAACUCUGCAACGGAUGUGUGCCAUUAAGGCUCUGAGAAAUCAAAAACAGUUUCAGUCCACUAAAACCAACCCCGUGCAUCCCGUCAGUUCAUUCCCUGGUGCUUUCCGUUCUGUUCAUCGUGACCAGAAUGUGAUGCAGAGUAGAAGUGUACCAGUUGUGAUGCCUUUAUCAGCGGCUAAAAUUUAUGAUGAGCCAUUUGUAUUUUCAACCCCAAUUUCAAUGUCUCCAACCCCUGAUCAGUUUGCCAGAAUGGUCACACUCCCCUACGAUCCGGCUUCUGAAGGGGAUGUCAACACCUCUGAAGCUGAAGAUUUGUAUGCUGCUACAAGAUCCAGCAUCCAACCAGCGGAAGAAAUUGAGAGUGAUUCAAUGUCCGAAAUGGCGAAAAUCAUAUUCCGUCUCUCAAACUUGUCGCCUUCGAACGACAACAUAGGCAGAGCUCGUAGGUCGAACCAUUCUUCUUCACACUAUUGGAAUGUCAAUCGAGGAUUUGGAGAUCGUUUUUCAACUUUAAAAGAAUCACGACCACUUUCUCCGCUAGAAGUCGAGGUGCCACAAUCCGCCAUGAGUAAGACUCAGCAGAACUUGGGCAGUGUUGGUAGACGUCCAGCCCGUCGCCCAAUGACGAGGAAACUUCCUCCACGAAAGUCCAUGGGGGCUGGACGGACUUUGUCACCGUUAGAGGAACUGCCCACGCCAGACUCAACUGUGCGGGAUCAGCUCGAAGGAAGGAGCGAUUGGACAUCCUUACAGCCAUGGACGACAUCAUUACCUCAAUUGUUGCCACGAAAUAAACGGGUUGUAGGGUUUGCUGCAAGCGAUUCCAAGCUAAUGAAAUAACUGAAUAUUUUUUUCGCCUACUCUAAACUCUAUUUUCUUAACCAAGACGAAAUAAAUGAUCAGCAAAUAAAAAGGAUUAACAACUGCAGUUUUGCAAUGCUUUGAAUAUUGCUUACACUCAUUCAAUUGUAAUUUAGUUGUGACCUUGCAAUUCCGACAUUGUGAUUAUUUAAGUGCAGGCUUACCAAA
Folsomia candida is the source of this 1728-nucleotide messenger RNA. Its product is annotated as protein phosphatase 1 regulatory subunit 7-like. Lineage: Eukaryota; Metazoa; Arthropoda; Collembola; Entomobryomorpha; Isotomidae. Gene Ontology annotation, molecular function: protein binding. Bases 112 to 1539 code for a protein of 475 amino acids. The record is from RefSeq and is a predicted model, not a curated record. The transcript has 5 exons.